Molecule: messenger RNA, 765 nt
Organism: Auxenochlorella protothecoides
Lineage: Eukaryota; Viridiplantae; Chlorophyta; Trebouxiophyceae; Chlorellales; Chlorellaceae
Exons: 3
Coding region: 1-765 (254 amino acids)
Source: RefSeq, a predicted model, not a curated record
AUGGUGGAGGCUGGCGUUCAGGCCGAGCUGGAGAGCUUGAGGGCUCGCCUCGCACAGUCUGAGCUGGACAAGGCAGCCUUGCAGUCGGACGUGGAGAUGCUGUGCCUGCAGACCACAUCCAACACCACAUUCAAUUCCUCAUCUGUCCUGCAAGAAAGAAUCCGGUACACUGACAAGGAGCUGUCUAGCUGCAGGGCAGCCCUGGCCGCCUCCCAGGCCCAGGCCUCCAGCCUGGGGGAGGACCUGCGUGCCCUGAAGGCUGCGCACCGAGACACGGGCGCCCGGCUGCGAGACGCCCUGGACCGGUCCGCCCUACUGGACCGCGAGCUUGCUUUCUAUCAGACCUCCUCCGCCCGGGCCGUGGCGGACCGGGACCGCACCGCCUACGAGGCGGAGGGUCUGCGUGAGCGGACCCUGGCGCUGGAGACCCGGCUGGAAGACGCGGAGGGCCAUGCGGCGACGCAGGGCGCGGCGCGCUUGGCCGCCGAAGAGCGGGAGGCGGUCCUCCGGGCUGAGGUCGCGGCGCAGAAGGUCUCAGCCCUGCUGCGGCUGUCGGAGGCGGAGGGCCUGUUGGCCAGGUACAAGGAGCGGGUGGCGAGCCUGGCGGCGAGCCUGGAAGCGACGAGGCGGGACGCGGCGGCGGGGGCGCCGUCGGGGAACGAUAGCGCGCACUCCUCGCCCAGCAAGCCUGCCACCAGCCCGGCCAAGGGCCGCGCCGUGCCUGGCGGGGGGUGGUGGGGCCGCAGCAACAGCCUCGAGCCCUGA